AUGCAUAAUGUGACCGCGGCCCCGCCCACACUCACCGCGGCCCCGCCCACACUCACCGCGGCCCCGCCCACACUCACCGCGGCCCCUCACUCACCGCGGCCCCGCCCUCCCUCACCGCGGACCCGCCCUCACUCACCAUGGCCACGCCCUCCCUCACCGCGGACCCGCCCUCACUCACCGUGGCCACGCCCUCCCUCACCGCGGCCCCUCCCUCACUCACCGCGGCCCCCCCCUCACCGUGGCCCCUUCCUAACUGCGGCCCCUCCCUCACUUACCGCGGCCCCUCCCUCACCGCGGCCCCUCCCUCACCGUGGCCCCUCCCUCACCUGCGAGGAGGAGGUGGUACUGAAGUCACAAUCGACUCGACCGAAGUCAACACAGCUCCUGGUCCUGAGACCCUCACCGGGACGCACCGGAAGCUCCGCCCCCAUCUGCAACAAGACCAGCCUCAGUCCUGGAUCCUCGUCUCCUUUUGGAAACGAGCUGCAGUUUUGGUCUUUCUUCACUCGCAUCGCUGCACCUGCAACCGACCAAUCAUAUGUCAGGUCGGAAGUGUCAUAUUCAGAGGCUCCUCCCCUUCCGGUCUCUUUCCGUCGAGGCUCCUCCAGCGGCGCUGUGAAAAUGCAGAUUUUUGUGAAGACGUUGACGGGGAAAACCAUCACCCUCGAGGUGGAGCCCAGCGACACCAUCGAGAAUGUGAAGGCCAAGAUCCAGGACAAAGAGGGGAUUCCUCCGGAUCAGCAGCGUCUGAUCUUCGCCGGGAAACAGCUGGAGGACGGACGCACUCUGUCAGACUACAACAUCCAGAAAGGUGUGUUGGAUCGGUGCUCUCCAAACCCGUGCCAGAACCGCGCGCUGUGCCGUGUGCGCGCGGACGGGUACGCGUGCUUCUGCGUCCCCGGGUUCCAGGGCGCGCGCUGCCAGAUCAACGUGAACGAGUGCGCGUCACAGCCCUGCGGGAACCGAGGCACGUGCGUGGACCGCGUGGGCGCCUUCGACUGUCUGUGCGCGCCUGGAUUCACCGAAGGAGCAGCGUCUGACCCUCGGGAUCAGAAGGAGCAGCGUCUGACCCUCGGGAUCAGAAGUGGCUGA
Messenger RNA from Knipowitschia caucasica, 1092 nucleotides. The record is from the annotation of a GenBank genome assembly. Lineage: Eukaryota; Metazoa; Chordata; Actinopteri; Gobiiformes; Gobiidae.